AGCGGGCCCCGAUGAUGGACAAGGGAAGCCGGCCCCUUGUCGUGCGAGGAAAAUCUCAGCCUCCCACUCCCUGCUCACCAGAACACGAACCAGGCUCCGCAAUGGUGUCCCGCAAGGCCGUGGCUGCCCUGCUGGUGGUGCAUGCACUCGCCAUGCUGGCCUCCCAGACGGAAGCCUUCGUCCCCAUCUUCACCUACAGCGAGCUCCAGAAGAUGCAGGAGCGAGAACGGAACAAAGGGCAGAAGAAAUCCCUGAGCGUCCGGCAGAGGUCUGAGGAGACGGGUCCUCUAGACCCAGCGGAGCUCAUGGAAGAAGGAGACGUGAUCAAGCUGACUGCUCCUGUGGAAAUUGGAAUGAGGAUGAACUCCAGGCAACUGGAAAAGUACCGGGCCGCCCUGGAAGGGCUGCUGAGCGGAUGGUGGCCGUCCACCCCCAACGACGAGUGACAGCCCUGCUCCGGGAUAAGGAAGACAGAGCUGCGAGCCCCCCUCCUGCCUAGCAGGGCUCCACAAGUCUGCAUGGCCCACCCGCUGGGCUGGGAAGGAAGACACCCUCUCCAGUGUAAAUCCCCCUCCAGCAAAUAAAA
Molecule: messenger RNA, 586 nt
Organism: Tupaia belangeri chinensis (Chinese tree shrew)
Lineage: Eukaryota; Metazoa; Chordata; Mammalia; Scandentia; Tupaiidae
Gene: MLN
Product: motilin
Exons: 5
Coding region: 12-446 (144 amino acids)
Cellular component (GO): extracellular region
Molecular function (GO): hormone activity; motilin receptor binding
Source: RefSeq, a predicted model, not a curated record